AUGGCGGUGGCGGCUUCGAUCUAUGAUCUGCCUCGAUGCGGGUCUCCUCCAGUGAGUGCCUAUGCGGCGACGGCUACGGCGACAACGAGUGAAGGAGAUGAAGUGGAGGCAACUCGAGGGCCUCCUAGGGGGCCUGGUCCAGUUCUCCCCCGCCGCCUCCUCUGCUCGAUUUGGCCUCCAAAAAAAGGCGAUGCUCUGAUUCAGCCGUAUACUCAUUUCAUCUCUGAUUUUGAGAGCAAGAUCAAUCUUCUUAAAUUUUCUCACUUCGCAGUAGUAGUUUCACUCCAGUAUUCAGAUAAAGAUGCUGGUAUAAGCUAUCUCGAAGGCGUAAUUUCAAAACUGCGUGAUACCAAGGAAUCACGGGUUGAAGAGCCCAUUCUGUAUUUGAAGAUGCAGAUUGCAAGUUUUCUUCUUGAGAAAGGGAAUCAAAAGGAGUGUAAGAAACUGGUAGACGAGGGUAAAACCACUUUGGAUAGCAUGGGCGAUGUUGAUCCUUCAGUACUUUCGACCUAUUAUUAG
Triticum turgidum subsp. durum (durum wheat) is the source of this 519-nucleotide messenger RNA. NCBI's taxonomy places the organism in Eukaryota, Viridiplantae, Streptophyta, Magnoliopsida, Poales, Poaceae. The record is from the annotation of a GenBank genome assembly.